Molecule: messenger RNA, 2116 nt
Organism: Vanessa tameamea
Lineage: Eukaryota; Metazoa; Arthropoda; Insecta; Lepidoptera; Nymphalidae
Gene: CkIIalpha
Product: casein kinase IIalpha
Exons: 7
Coding region: 430-1485 (351 amino acids)
Biological process (GO): peptidyl-threonine phosphorylation; peptidyl-serine phosphorylation; regulation of cell cycle
Cellular component (GO): nucleus; cytosol; protein kinase CK2 complex
Molecular function (GO): ATP binding; protein serine/threonine kinase activity
Source: RefSeq, a predicted model, not a curated record
GGGAGGGAGAGAGGAGACCAAGACUAGAGCAAUGGUAGAUGGAUGGAUGGGCGUCCAUCUUGAAUUUUGCUGAUUUUGUGCCGGUUAUGUGAUAAAAGUGUAAUUUGUAUAUUAGACCUCCAGUUAAUUGUUAAUUUUCAAGAAGUUUAUGUAUGCUUAAACUAUUUAUUGUUUAAAAUAAGAUAAUCUACAGGAAUGUGUUAGGUUAUACAUCAAUACAAGUGACUCGUAAUCGCUCGCAAUCGCUAGUAAUGACUCCCAGUGACAAGUUGAACAAUUAAAAUUACUUUAGUCAAGUGUAAUAGUGAAUGUCUCAAAGUGACGUCGAAAAUAUUUUUAUUCACAGUAUCAUUACUCAAGACAUAUGCGAUUUCCGGUAAGAGUGUCGUCGACAAGACCUUAGGUUUGCAAAGACCGCAUUAUAAUACCAUGGCAGUACCUAGUAGAGCCCGGGUAUAUGCAGAUGUUAACUCACAAAAGCCAAGAGAAUAUUGGGAUUAUGAAAGCUAUGUGGUGGAUUGGGGAAACCAAGAAGACUAUCAGUUAGUUCGAAAGCUUGGGCGCGGAAAAUAUAGUGAAGUAUUUGAGGCAAUAAAUAUCACAAAUAAUGAGAAAUGUGUAGUUAAAAUAUUGAAGCCUGUUAAAAAGAAGAAGAUUAAAAGAGAAAUUAAAAUAUUAGAGAACUUAAGAGGAGGCACAAACAUUAUUACUUUACAAGCUGUUGUAAAAGAUCCAGUAUCUCGCACUCCGGCUUUAAUUUUUGAACAUGUGAACAAUACUGAUUUUAAGCAACUAUAUCAAACAUUGUCAGACUAUGAUAUAAGGUAUUACUUGUAUGAACUUUUGAAGGCUUUAGAUUACUGCCACAGUAUGGGUAUCAUGCACAGAGAUGUGAAACCACAUAAUGUAAUGAUUGACCAUGAUAAUAGAAAGCUACGUCUCAUUGACUGGGGUCUAGCGGAGUUCUACCAUCCGGGUCAGGAGUAUAAUGUUCGCGUAGCUUCUAGGUACUUUAAGGGUCCGGAACUUUUAGUUGAUUAUCAAAUGUAUGAUUAUUCACUUGACAUGUGGUCACUAGGAUGUAUGUUAGCGUCCAUGAUCUUCCGUAAAGAACCAUUCUUCCAUGGUCAUGAUAAUUAUGACCAGCUUGUACGUAUUGCGAAAGUGCUGGGCACUGAAGAGCUCUUUGAAUAUUUGGAUAAAUAUCAUAUAGAAUUAGAUCCUCGAUUUAAUGACAUUCUUGGAAGACAUUCUCGUAAACGAUGGGAGAGAUUUGUCCAUUCAGAAAAUCAACAUUUGGUCUCUCCUGAAGCCUUAGACUUUCUCGAUCGCCUCCUUCGCUACGACCAUUAUGAGCGCUACACAGCUCGCGAAGCAAUGGAUCAUCCUUACUUUUACCCAAUUGUGAAGGAGCAAGGCCGAAUGGUUUCUUCUAAUUCACCUAGUCCUAAUGCCUUGCAAGGACCAAUAAAUGCGGCAGAGUAAUUGUUAUUAAAUUCCAUAAUGCUCUUUAUUAAACUAUAUAUUGAAGUAUUUACCUGUACAUGAAUUCCUGAGAAUAAGAGGAGCCAAGAGUAACACCAAAUACAGUCCACUGAAAGCAUAAUGAAUACACAAAGGAUAUGGCAAAGUGUGUUUCCAUUCAGUUUACAGCUCUGAUGUAUUUCCAAUGUAACUAAAUGGAAGUAAAUUUGGAAAGACAAUAUAAUUUAGUGUUUAAUGUUAGUAAAAUCUGGUUUAUUCAUUGUUUUUAAAGUGUUUUUUCUCUGGUACAAACCAACAAGUCCAAGGAAAUGUACACUACUGUUACUUUCAAGUAUCUAAUGGGUUUGAAAUUUUAAAGAAUUUAGAUUCAACAACCAUCUUUUAUGUAAAGUUCAAUAUGAAUUAUUGAAAUAACAAAAAAUAUCUGGAGUUUCAUUGCACUUGAUCUUUUGCAUUUAUUAACCUAUGGUAUUGAUAUUGUAAUUACUUGUAUGAUAUAUUGAUAACACCUGCAUACCAUUUGCAAAUACUGGUUAGCAACUUUUUGUUGGUACUUCAAUUAAAAUUUUGUAUUUAUGUUAUAAUAAUAAAAUGUAGAUAUGUGUGAUAAAUACAAAAUUUUAAGAUGUAA